Musca vetustissima is the source of this 1604-nucleotide messenger RNA. RefSeq names its product bone morphogenetic protein receptor type-1B (gene tkv). Gene Ontology annotation, cellular component: signaling receptor complex; plasma membrane. NCBI's taxonomy places the organism in Eukaryota, Metazoa, Arthropoda, Insecta, Diptera, Muscidae. Gene Ontology annotation, biological process: BMP signaling pathway; cellular response to growth factor stimulus; dorsal/ventral pattern formation. Gene Ontology annotation, molecular function: transforming growth factor beta receptor activity, type I; ATP binding; SMAD binding. The coding region runs from base 52 to 1578 and encodes 508 amino acids. The record is from RefSeq and is a predicted model, not a curated record. The transcript is spliced from 3 exons.
ACGCGUUGUCGUUGUUGUUGUUUUACGAGUUGAGCUUGAAAACUCGUAGACAUGGCGCCGAAAUCCAGAAAGAAGAAGGCUCACGCCCGCACAUUAACCUGCUACUGUGAUGGCAGCUGCCCGAAUAAUGUUGUCAAUGGUACAUGCGAAACCCGGCCCGGUGGAUCCUGUUUCAGUGCUGUCGAAGAAGUUUACGAUGAAGUCACAGGCACCUAUGAAGAGGAGCGGACAUAUGGUUGUAUGCCACCCGAAGAGAAUGGUGGUUUUCUUAUGUGCAAAGUUGCCGUUGUCCCCCACCUGCAUGGAAAGAAUAUCGAUUGCUGUGAUAGCGGUGAUAUGUGUAAUCGUAAUCUAUAUCCUGCCUUUACCCCAAAAAUCACCACACCCGCCCCCGAAUUGCCAGUCAGCUCACAGUCGGUCCACUAUUUGGCCAUGAUAGCAUCGAUGAUAAUUUGCGUGACGGUGUUUGUUGUCAUCGUUGUGAUUGCCUGCCUGACAUAUCGGCGACGAGAGAAACUGAGGAAACAGCCACGUCUCAUUAGCAGUAUGUGUAAUAGCCAACUCUCACCACUGUCACAAAUGGUUGAACAAAGUUCAGGUUCAGGAUCAGGAUUACCGUUGCUGGUGCAACGUACCAUUGCCAAACAAAUUCAAAUGGUUCGCUUAGUGGGAAAAGGUCGAUAUGGUGAGGUAUGGCUAGCCAAAUGGCGUGAUGAGAAGGUGGCCGUCAAAACCUUCUUUACCACCGAAGAGGCUUCAUGGUUCCGUGAAACAGAAAUCUAUCAAACGGUCCUAAUGCGUCAUGAGAAUAUUUUGGGCUUUAUUGCAGCCGAUAUCAAGGGUAACGGCAGCUGGACCCAGAUGUUAUUAAUCACCGACUAUCAUGAGAAUGGUAGCCUCCAUGAUUAUCUGUCCACCUCGGUGAUCAAUCCACAAAAAUUACAGCUGUUGGCCUAUUCUCUAGCCUCCGGUUUGGCCCAUUUGCAUGAUGAAAUCUUUGGCACCCCAGGCAAACCGGCCAUUGCCCAUCGCGACAUAAAAAGUAAAAAUAUUUUGGUUAAACGCAAUGGUCAAUGUGCCAUUGCCGACUUUGGCCUCGCCGUUAAAUACAUUUCGGAAUUGGAUGAAAUCCACAUCGCCCAAAAUACACGUGUUGGUACCAGACGUUAUAUGGCUCCUGAGGUCCUAAAUGAAACGUUGAAUCCCCAACAAUUUGAAGAAUUUAAACGCGCUGAUAUGUAUUCCGUUGGUUUGGUCCUUUGGGAAAUGGCCAGACGUUGCUACACCACCAAACCCGGUUCGAAGGCCACCACUUGUGAAGAUUAUGCCUUACCCUAUCAUGAUGUUGUGCCUUCAGAUCCCACAUUCGAUGAUAUGCAUGCCGUGGUGUGUGUUAAGGGCAUUAGACCGCCAAUACCCUCACGUUGGCAAGAGGAUGAUGUCUUGGCCACUGUGGCGAAAAUUAUGCAAGAAUGUUGGCAUCAAAAUCCCACUGUGCGCCUAACAGCGCUGAGGGUAAAGAAAACUCUGGGGCGUCUCGAGCCCGAUUACAUGGACUGUCCUAUGAAAAUUGUGUAGAUUUAAAACAUAUUUUAUUUUUUUAG